AUGUUAUCGAACAGCCGCUUCUUACUCCAGCUAGGCUCCCUUGCAGCAGCAGCUGCUGCGGCAGGCCCUACUCUAUUCCAAGGCAACUCGGUCAUUAUAACGCCAUCAUCGUCCCAGUAUCCCAGCGAUGCUACCUUCAAAACAAGCAACUUUUAUUGCUACGCUUCAGAGAAGGGCUACCUGAGCUUUGGAUGGUGGCUACCCGCAGAGCCCGGUAGAAUGAACCACACGCAUUGCAAGCCGCGCUCUGACUCGUAUGACUGGUACGAGUAUUCCAUAGCGGGAGACUGCACGUUGACCGAGUGUCGCGUGACGGCGAUGAAUUACCGCGCUUCCGACCAAGACAAGCCGGCGUUCCAGGAGCAUUACAUAGCCAGGAUGCUGGACGUCGGCGAUGGCACGCUGGGCGACCUGGCCCUAAGCUACUUCGACAGGCGAGAUGGUGCUUUUGCUGUGGGCACGCGGCGGGUCCUUGGGGGUGUCGGCGCCAGCGCCUCUGAGAAGGAAACUCGGGCGUGCAACGAUGCAUUCCAGACGCUAAGCGAAUUGCAGGUGGAAAGGAAGCUGUCGUUGAGUUUCAUGCUGGAGAACCCUUGCGAGGUUGUGUCGGAAAGUGAGCCGCUCUCUGCCGAACUGUAA
Messenger RNA from Pseudomassariella vexata, 639 nucleotides. RefSeq lists its product as uncharacterized. The transcript has 2 exons. Lineage: Eukaryota; Fungi; Ascomycota; Sordariomycetes; Amphisphaeriales; Pseudomassariaceae. The record is from RefSeq and is a predicted model, not a curated record. Bases 1 to 639 code for a protein of 212 amino acids.